Colletotrichum phormii is the source of this 882-nucleotide messenger RNA. RefSeq names its product Alpha/Beta hydrolase protein. The transcript has 2 exons. NCBI's taxonomy places the organism in Eukaryota, Fungi, Ascomycota, Sordariomycetes, Glomerellales, Glomerellaceae. The record is from RefSeq and is a predicted model, not a curated record. Bases 1 to 882 code for a protein of 293 amino acids.
AUGGAUCUCCUGCCGCAUCCAGAUGACAUGUCUCGUUUCUCAGACUUUACCAUCUUGACGACAACUUACAAGACAGUGUCGGACCACUCCAUAACCACCGAUGUCCUCAUCCCAAAGAAGCUGAUAGAGGCCCCGGUAGCGGCGACCUCGCCAUGCCCCAUCAUACUACGCUACCAUGGCGGCGGCUUCAUCGGCGGCGCGAGUCUCUACCCCGGAUUCUUCGGGCCCUGGUAUGUGGAGCUCGCGGCCCGCCACUCGGCUGUGAUUGAGGAGACUUGCGGCCACGUUGACGUCGACACGGAUCGGAUCCUCACGGCUGGUGACAGUGCGGGAGGCUACUUGAGCAUCAUGAAGGGCUUGUCUCACGCCAAGGACAUCCGGGCUGUGACAGCCGCCUACCCUUGCGUCGACCUAGCCAACGCACACUUCAUGGAGAGGCCGAAGGUUCCGGUAUUCGGACUAACCCUGCCGCAGAGCAUCGUCGACGAUCAUUUUGAAAAGAUUCGCAGGUGCGAGGCGCCUGCACUCAUCUCCACCGACCAGACUCUCGAGAGAGGUCUCCUCAUGUUCGCCAAUCUUCAACACGGCGGGUUCCCCAAGAUGUUCCCGCUCGAGAAGAAGCAGCUUUUUCCGUUUGAAAGGUUGAGGGCUGGACAGAAGUUCCCGCGCGGUGGUGUGUUUGUAUGGCAGGGUGCCGAUGAUAGUGUUGUGCCGGCAAAAGGGAACGUCGCGUUGAAAGAGUUGGUUAGGGAGGUUGAUCCUGAGUUGGAGUUCAAUUUGACAGUUCAGCCUGGUGAGCAUGGUUUCGAUGCCAUGACGAAAAUUGAUGAAGACUGGAUGGCGGGUGGGCUAAAGAACUUGGUGAAAGCAUGGCUACAGUAA